CUAUCUUUAACAAAAAUAUGAACCGCUAAAUUUGGGACUCUGAAUAUCUUUUUAUUUGCUAUUUUUUCUUCAAUUAUGUCUUUUGACUUUAUUUCAGCUAUAUCUCCACUCCACUGGUCUAUUUUUAAAAAUUUUUCGUCAAUUUUGGUUGUAAUAUAUCUAAAUUUGUCACAAGGACCUCUGUCACUAAAACUUCUUAUUAUUAAAUUCUGUGGGUCUAUAAAUCCUUUUAUUACUCCAUUUUUCAUGCUAAUAUUCGCUGGUAUAUCUUUAAAACACGCGCCAUCGACAGACGGUGUGAUGGUAUAA
This is a messenger RNA of Meloidogyne enterolobii, 309 nucleotides long. The record is from the annotation of a GenBank genome assembly. Lineage: Eukaryota; Metazoa; Nematoda; Chromadorea; Rhabditida; Meloidogynidae.